Messenger RNA from Colius striatus (speckled mousebird), 6133 nucleotides. RefSeq names its product plexin domain containing 2 (gene PLXDC2). Lineage: Eukaryota; Metazoa; Chordata; Aves; Coliiformes; Coliidae. The transcript is spliced from 14 exons. Bases 527 to 2116 code for a protein of 529 amino acids. The record is from RefSeq and is a predicted model, not a curated record.
CCCUCCGGGUCCUGCCACCCCCCGGGGCUCGGGGCCAACCCGCCGACUCCGGCUGGAAGAUUUCCCCGCUCGUUUCCUUUGGAGGGGUUGUGUCGGUAGCGGUGUAGCGAGGCUCCGUCCCUAAAGCACCCUGCCUCACCCUGCGGGGGAAGGGAGCUGGGUGGGGGCAAGCCAGGAAGGGAGGAUCUCAGUGGCUCUCCUAAAAUCUAUCAGCAGGCUGCGAGGAGGGAAGAGUUUGGCACUUCGCAGGCAAGGCUGGGCUUGUUUUCCCCAGCGGUGAUGUCGCUGGACUGAGAGCGGCGCGACCGUGCAAGUUGGGGGGUCGAAGUCUCCCCCGCCUUGGGCGCCUUCAGCCCCGGGGGCUCGUCCCUGCCGCCCCGCUGUAUGAGAGCUGGUCAGAGGACAGGGCGACUGGCCGCCUGCUAGGGCUGCGCUCAGCCGCUCCCCUCCCCCGGACUUUCCCACCACCGACGAGGAGCGGCGCGCACCCCGCACCCCGGAGAGUUGUCUCGGCAGGCUCCGUGCUAUGGCGAGGCUGCGGAGAAGCAAACUCGCCGCUGGAUUUCUAUUACUUUUCCAGUGCCUCAGCGAGCGCUGCCAGCUCGCCGGCGGGGAGACGCCGAGGCAGAGCCGCGGUGUGUUUUAUGAAGUUGUUCAGAGCUUCCCUGGAAUGGAGGAAAAUGUGCUAGUGGAUUCACAUGUAAGCAGCCACAGGUGGAGAAGGCACUCAGAAUCUCUCAAGUCAGUCGACACUAACAGAGCUAGCAUGGGACAGGAUUCCUCUGAGCCAGGGGGUUUCACGGACUUACUGCUUGAAGAGGGACAUGACAACGCCACCCAGAUUGAGGAGGAUACAGAUCAUAAUUAUUAUACUUCAAGGACGUAUGGCCCAUAUGAUUCUACCAGCCGGGAUCUGUGGGUCAAUAUAGACCAAAUGGAGAAAGACAAAGUAAAGAUUCAUGGAAUCCUUUCCAACACCCAUCGGCAAGCAGCAAGAGUGAAUCUGUCCUUCGAUUUUCCAUUUUAUGGCCAUUUUCUACGAGAAAUUACUGUGGCAACUGGGGGUUUCAUAUAUACUGGAGAAGUUGUGCAUCGAAUGCUAACAGCUACACAAUAUAUUGCACCCUUAAUGGCAAAUUUUGACCCCAGUGUGUCAAGAAAUUCAACAGUCAGAUACUUUGAUAAUGGCACAGCACUAGUUGUCCAAUGGGACCAUGUACAUCUGCAGGAUAAUUACAACCUGGGCAGUUUCACUUUUCAGGCCACCCUUCUCAAUGAUGGGCGUAUCAUUUUCGGCUACAAAGAAAUUCCUGUUGCUGUGACACAGAUAAGUUCAACCAACCACCCAGUGAAAGUGGGACUCUCGGAUGCGUUUGUGGUCGUGCACAGGAUCCAGCAGAUUCCCAAUGUCCGUAGAAGAACAAUUUAUGAGUACCACAGGGUGGAGCUACAGAUGUCAAAGAUUACCAAUCUCUCAGCUGUUGAAAUGAUACCUCUUCCAACUUGCCUCCAGUUCACCAGCUGUGGUCCCUGUGUCACUGCCCAGAUUGGUUUCAACUGCAGCUGGUGCAGUAAACUCCAAAGAUGCUCCAGUGGAUUUGACCGUCACCGACAAGACUGGGUAGACAGUGGCUGCCCUGAAGAGUCAAAAGAUAAGAUUUGUGACAAGAAUGUAGACACAACUGAAGCACCUCCUUACUCCACUACUACUCUUCUACCAACCACCACAAAGUUCAGAGUUUUAACAACUACCAGAGGAUCCACCACUUCCCACCUGCCAACUAGCCUGCCCACAGAAGAUGACACCAAGAUAGCCCUGCACCUAAAGGAUAAUGGAGCCUCCACAGAUGACAGUGCAGUGGAGAAGAAAGGUGGAACGCUUCAUGCUGGCUUAAUUGUUGGCAUUCUAGUCCUGGUCCUCAUCGUGGCUGCAGCCAUCCUUGUGACCGUCUAUAUGUAUCAUCAUCCAACAUCAGCAGCUAGUCUCUUCUUUAUAGAGAGACGUCCAAGCAGAUGGCCAGCAAUGAAAUUCAGAAGAGGAUCCGGACAUCCUGCCUAUGCUGAAGUGGAACCAGUUGGAGAAAAAGAAGGGUUCAUUGUAUCAGAGCAAUGCUAAAAUUUCUAGGACAGAACACCAGUACUGGCCUACAGGUGUAAGACAUUUACUUUGCCUCUCUAAAGAAAAGGAGCCCUAAGCUGCUGUAGUCUGAUAGAAAGAAGAUUUUGGAUACAUUUUUUCCAAGAAGAGAAACUAUCUAAGAUACCAGAUUACCACUGCACAGUAGUUUUUGUUAGUGGACUGAGACACAGUGCUUCAUGCAGAACAUUUGUCAGUGGACACCUAUGGUAUCAGAACUAUGGCACAAGUGCCAUGAUAUUGGCUUUAGGUAUGGGGAUGCACAGUAAUUAAAAGAUAUAUAAUAAAGCAUUGGUGCACAAGGGCAUCACCCUUUGGUUCAAGUGUUCUUCUCUGGUAUCUCAAAGACUGAGUGACAAAGCUGUACCCUUUCAGUGCAAAGGGCACUGCUCAGUGUACCCAGGUGAUUGAGAAAAGUGUCUCAAUGCAGGUAAAGAAGAAAAAAAACAGGAAUUUUCCAAUUCUUCUAUAAGUGGGUAUGAAAUACACUCACUUUUUGAUUCUAAAUUAACCUACCCAUCUGAGUGAGUCACAGUGUACAUUCUUUCCAGAAGCAGUACAAUGUUUAUUGUACACUGCUGAUUACUCUCCAUCUAAACAGCUUGUGAUAUAUAAAUUGGUAAGAAACAAAGACAACAGAGAAUUUCCACAACUAUGAAAUUAUUGUAUUUCAUGGGAGUUCACAGUGACAUUGGGCUGAUUUUCAGUUUCAGUGUUCACUAAGGAUUGUCAGGUUUGUUUCAAGGGAUAGCUUUCAUUUCUGAGCAGCAGACUGAGGUAAAGACAACAAAUCCUUUUAGCUGACAGAGAUCUUAUGGACCAUUUCUUAGCCGAUGUGAUGCGAAAAAUAAGAUUUUAAACAAAUGGAUUUCUAUCUGUUGCCAUUUCAUUGUGAGUCCUUACUGAGAAGCACCACAGACUUCAGUGCACCCCUUCCUGAGAUUCAGAUACAAGUGUUAUUGAACCCUGCUGAUUCAUACAGUGAUUUUUGUUUAAUGCACAUAGUAGUUGCAUAAAUAUAUAUAAAAAUAUAUUUUUUUUUAUAGCUAACACAAGGCAGGCUCUUGUGACUGUUAAGACUGCGUUUUUGUCAUUCAGACAAAGAAAAUGGAUUGCAUUACUGCAUAUUUCCACUGAGUUGUAAAAUAAUCCUUAAGAUUAGAAUAUUUUUAUGUUGUGUAGGGAAGAUGGUUCAUGUAGCUGCAGUGUCAUAGCCUUUCUGCCUAUUGGAACCACUCUUUCUUAAAUAUUGACCCUUUCCCUCCCUCUAUAGGGAAAGACCAGACUAUAAAUUCACGCUAUCAAAUACAGUUACUCCUUACAUGGAAGGGGUUAAUAUAAACUGAGAACCAGAUCUUCCAUGAGGAGAUGGAACAUAAAUACUUUGGUGAUCUGGGCUUGAGGUAUUAAAAUAUUAAAUUCAGGUAUUGUAUGUACAUUUCAUCAUAGUCAUUGACUAUCAACAUUUUUACAUACUGCACAAGGCACUUGAAUCAUUUUACACUGAGGUAUACAACAUUUGCAGUUUCAGAUCUCAAGCAGUUUGAAAAAAUCUGUAGAUGCCAUCUUAAUAGUACAGUUAUUUACAUUUCUUGUUGAUGCUUGUAUGGUCUAAGUUUGAUUACUUAAUGCUGUUAAAAAAAAAAUCAAAACAAAAGCAAACAUGAUUUUUACUUGUUAUUUUUUUCCAGUAAAUAAUACAAUACUGUAUCUUCUGUAUUCUUUUAUUUUGUGUAACACAUUUUUUUUUCAUCUGUUUUAAAUCAUCUAGAGUGAGAUUGCAACUGUUCAAAACCUAACUGGUAUUAAUCUGAAAGUACUAACUAACACAUUGUCUUAAAGCCUGUGGCAAGAAUUCAUUUCAAUUUGUGUGAGCCUGCCGAGCCCUGUUUCUAACAGACUGGGAUUAAGUUGCAGGCUGAGGCUGUUACUUCCAAUAGCAAUAACCAAAUGUAUGCACAUAUAUAUCUGGUGACUCUGAUUUUUAUUGAAUAAAACCAUGUCAGUGCACAUCAUUUAGACACAUAUUUGGUGUGCAAUACUUAUCAAUAGUUUUUCUACAAUCUUGGAAGUCCUCAGCUAGGGUUCAUUGGCCAAAUGAAGCAAUUGUAGAGCUUCCAUUUGAAGCAUGCUGGACUCCUAUUUGAAUUAAUUUUUCUUUCAGAGAACAUCCUGGCAAAUUAUCCUAAGAAAUUUACACAAAUUGACACAGUACUGCAAUAAGUUCGAGGGAUAUUUCAUGUAAGUAAAGAAGAUUUAUACUAUUAUGGGUUUACAGGUCUGCACUUUGGUUGAUUAACUGGUGUUUCCCAUGGUUUUACCCAGGUAUGCAAUAUAUGUCAUGCAGUGGAGCUGACAGAAUGUUUGUGACGUGAUGAAAAGAACACAACGAUUUGGUACUUUGAUUACUUUUGUUUUAAGGCCCUGUUGUUCAGCUGAAAGGUGUCUGAUAGUAUUUGCAAACUAAAUUUCAUACUUCUUCCUAAAAUGAUAGCAACUGUUUUUUCACUCUUUGUCCACCUCUCUCAAUUCCGUGGCAAAUUUCAUUGCUCUUUGGGGACCAUCACGGUGUGCUACCUUUGAUUUUUGCCAUGAUGUGAUGUGCUAUGGAUUAUAACAUGAUGAGCUGCUGGGUUUAUUUAAUGGCUGAUAGGUAUAUGCUAACGUCUGAUAAGAACUGAUAUCUGAAGUGAAAACCUCCUGCGUACUAAUGGAUGUAUAGUGUCUCAUUGGUGUCUGCUUUGAUAUAUUCUGUGGUAUGUUCUAUUUAUCCCAAUAGGCAAAAGUUAAUUAAGUAAUCUGUUGCUGUUUUGUAAUUCCAUCUGGUUUUCUAAUUUUUUAAUAAUUAAAAUUGCCACAUUAAAAAUAAUUCAAAUAUUCAUCUAUAGGUGUGAUGAAAUAGUGAAAUUAAACCAAAAUCCUAUUGUUAUCAUUUUAAAAAGCACCAGAUGUGUAACUCCCUUGUAGACAUCCAGCUGAAAUAUUAUUUGACAGUUCAUAAAGAAAUUUCCAUCCAGGUCUUUGAAACAGUGGUAUCUGUAGGAUUCCCACUGGUCCUUCAUUUGAAAGUACUUCAGAAUAUCUCAUUUAAAUGCCUGCUUACAGAAAUAGUUAUUUUAGCAGUUAUUUUAACUCUUAAACGUUCCUGUAGAUGUGCAGAUCUAAUGCAUGUAAUGAUUGCCAGAUCUCCCAAAUUUAUAAUUUCUUAUUAUUUUCCAUUUUAGUUUCAAACUAAACCUAACACUCUCAGUGCUGAUCAGUUUUAGCUCAUCCUGUUUCACAGGGAAAAGAAAGGAACAUUUCACCUACAAGGACGCAAAAUAAUGACUUUUUAAAUCAUAGUAGGAUACAUCAGAUUCAUGUAUUAAAUACAGAGACUGAUGGGAAAAGAGCCUUAAAUUUGUUUAAAGAAUGUAAAAUUUGGGAAAAAAAUUGUAAAAAAUGACCCUAAAAUUUAGACAUUAAGAAAUUCUGAACUGUAGAAGAGGUGGAAUUGUAAUCUCACUCCCAUAUGCAUACAUUCAAUGCUGUGGUCUUCUUUAGUUGCCUGCUACGUUUCUCAGUGUACUGUGACACAGUGGAUAUAGAGAAUGCAGGCUCUGUGUAAGAAGCAGCUCUCCCAUAUUUUAAUGCCACUUGCUCAGAUUUUGUUACAUUCUUUGUUACAUAUUGUCCAAACCCUACUCAGAAGACUUUUUUGUUUCAUGGACUUUUGCUCUGGAUACACAGACCUUGAUACAUUUGUGUUGUUCUUGUGUUCCUUCAUUCCUGUGAAGGAAGAUGAUCUCCCAGGGAAGACCAACAGGAAACUAUUGUUUCUUGCAUUUUAAUUGCUUUCCUUAUUCUCCAGAGCUUCUGUUGCAAAUGACAUAGGUGUCUUGUAAGUAACAACCUUCUUCAUUGCACCAUUAUAAUUUAAGUUCAGAUCAAGUUCUUUUUCUACAAAUAACGUGUGAUGGACUUCUGGGGAAAACCAAACAUAGUGUAUUAUUGUAU